AUGGGAAAUGAUAAUGCAAUCACGUGAUUUCAUAUUGUCGCAGUGGUAAGGAUCAGUAACCAGGCACGGAACAGUUUUCUUUAUAGCUUCUUGUAUCAUCAAAAAGCUAAAAUAUUUUUCUUCUAACUAGUAUAUUACAUACAUACAAUUUAGAAUAUUAGUUUAUCGUGUAUAUAAAUUAAAGAAAAAAUAUAUAGUUUCUGUUCCUUGUAGUAUCGAACGUGUAUGUAUUUGUCAAUUUCAAGCCAGUGUUAAGUUUCGAACACGGCAUCACAUUAUAAUUACGUUAAAUAUUUGUCAAUGGUAUUAUACCAUUUAUACCUACGUGCGUCACUGUUUUGGUGUGAAAAUUAAAUCUACUCUUUUAUAAUCUCUUGUAAUACAUCGAAUUCAACCAAAAAGAAUUACGGAUAUAAUAACUGAAGGCAUUUCUUCAGAAUACGAAUAAUCCAUUUGCUAAAAAUAUAUAAAUGUGGAAUUUAUUUGUCUUUGUGACAGAAUAAAGUUGAUAAGGUAAUUGUCACCUAUCUACAGAAACUCCUAUAAUAUAAGAACUAUGCCAAAAGGAACAGAUUUUAUAUGUGGGUGUUAUUCCAUCGCAACAUCGAUAUAUUUGAGAAUAUUAAUGAUGUGUAUAUAUAACACUAUUAAAAUGUAAUGAAAAAAAUAUGCAUAAAUACAAAUCUAUAGAUAUUGGAUAUGAGAACUUGAUUUCUUAUUGGUUUGUCCUGAUUGGAAAAACAUUUAAUAUAUCGAUAAGGUUAGGAAACGGGCGUCAAUCAUGAAGAAUCCUGUAUCUAAUCAUUUAAAUGGAAAUAAUCAUCAUUCAUCACAAAAUGUACCUCCAUGUAUUGUGUCUCGUUAUGGAAAUAUGUCUAACAAUUAUCAAGUAUUAAAAGUUGCUGGACGAGAUUCUAAUUGCUACAUUGCAAAUAAUAUUGUUCGAAAAAUUGGCAAACAACAAUUGGUGUCAUUGAAUGGAAGUUCUAUAUCCUGUAAUAGUGUGAAUAUCAAUGAAGCUUUGGCAUGCGAUGUAGCUUCUGUGCCUGCUGUAAAAACUAAGGCAUUAUGUGUCCAUAUUCGAGAAAAUAAAUGGUACGAUGCUGGUAAUGUAGUUUCUGUAGGAGUUGCUGGAACUAGCUUAAACCAUGCAUUGGAAAGUAUGUCUUUAGCUUAUAAUCCCACUACAAAACAAAUAUAUUCUUUAGAGGAAUCGAAUGAAUCACAGUUGGAUACUAAACCUCAAUAUCUAGAUUCUCCUUGCGAUUAUAAGGAAGAACCUUUAAAUGACAAUUUCAAGGUUGAUGAAGAUAAAUAUACAAGACUGGAAAGUGGUAGUGCAAACAGUAGUCCUAGAAACAGUCUGCCACGUUCUUGUAGCAGUACAGUGUCUUCCCUUAGUGAAGUCUCUCCUUCUGGAAGUUUCCUGGGUUCUGAUGAUCAACAAGUUACAGAACGGACUGAGAAGUCUAAGCGUUGGGGACUAAAUACUCUUUUUUCAAAGAAUGUAUUUUCAUGGAAAAAUAAAGAUUCGCAACAAUCUACACCUACAGGUAGUCCAUCAAGAAAUAUAGAUAAGGUAGGGGGAAGUUUAGCUUUAAUACAACAGCCAAGACCAGCUAAUCUACCAGCUAAAAAUGCAGUUGAAGAAGAACGCCAUCGCAAACAAUAUAGUGCUAUUCUAGAAGCAGCAAGAAAACGGGAAUUAAGAGAAGAAAAAGAACGUAAACAUCAAAGAGAAUUGCAACUUAAAGAAGAAGAGAGAUUAGCAGAGGAUUCUCAUACUUGGAAUGUACACAUUCUUCCUAAAUUUGAAAGUGUUAAAAAUACAAAAAAGGUACGUGAAUUAUGGUGGCGUGGUCUUCCACCUAGUGUUCGUGGCAAAGUGUGGAAAUUAGCAAUUCCAAAUAAUUUAAAUAUAACAACACAUCUUUACAAUAUAUGUUUGGACAGAGCAAUAUCAAGUCCUAUAAGUGAAACAUUAGCUGCAAUCAAAUUAGAUGUAUCUCGUACUUUUCCUACUUUAUGUGUCUUUCAAGAAGGUGGACCAUUAUCUAAUAGUCUUCAAGGUAUUUUAGCAGCCUAUGCAGUUUAUAGGCCUGAUGUAGGUUACGUACAAGGUAUGAGUUUUGUGGGUGCAGUGUUAUCAUUGAACAUGGAACCUCCAGAUGCCUUUACCUGCUUUGCUAAUUUAUUAAAUCAUCCCUGUCACAGAUCUGCUUUUACAUUAAACCAGAAACAGAUGGAUAUUUAUUACAAGGUAUAUUCUAGCGCACUUGCACAUAAGCUACCAAAAAUUUUUUCCCAUUUUACAGUAGCUGGUCUUAGCCCAGAUUUAUAUUUGUUAGAUUGGUUAUAUACUAUAUAUGCUAAGGCAAUGCCUCUGGAUGUUGCAUGUAGGGUCUGGGAUGUUUUUCUUAGAGAUGGGGAUGAGUUCCUUUUUAGAACGGCACUUGGUGUGUUGCACUUGUAUCAAGAAGAAUUAUUAAAGAUGGACUUUGUACAUGGAGCACAGUUUCUUACUAGGUUGCCAGAAACUUUACAGGCAGAGGCUUUAUUUAACAGUAUUAGUCAAAUGUCUACUACUGUUGGAACAACAACGUUUCAACAAAUGUUAGUUCAAUUUUCUUCAUUGUAAUUUUGUGAAUUAUGAUGAAGGAUAUAGAAAGGUAGCCAUAUUUAAAAAAUAAAAAGAACGAAUCUCAAAUACUAUUUUUGUUAUUGUGAUUAGUAAAAGAUACUUUCUAUGCUGAAAAUUUAAAUAUUAUUUAUAUAAAUUUAAAAAAAUACAUAUAUAAAAGUGUGCUUAAAUUUCACAUAAUUUUAAAACAUAAUUCAUUCUGUUUUUCUAAAUGAGCAUUAGAAAUUUUCCAAAAAGUUUUAUUUACAAUAAAUAUUAUCGUGAUUCAAUUUGUUUUCAUAAUUAAUAUACAAAGAAGAUGAUCUUGUAUUAAAUUUUACUAUAUGAAUUACAAUACUGAAAGAUAUGAUGUACUAUUUCAUACAUUUAAAACAUAAAGAAAGCAAGAGCUUCCCAGAAAAUUGUAAACAUAUUUUAAUAAGUUAAUUGUGUAAUAAACAAGGUAUGUAAAUGUAUUCUGCUAUUAAAUAAAAAAAGGCGAAAUGUGCUAUAUUGAAGGAUAAAAUUGGACAUAAAUUUGAUAAAUAUAUAUAUAUAUUUUAUAUUUCCAAAUAAAAAAUUAAGAUAUAUAUAAUUUCUAAGAUACUUUUAUGGAACUUUAAAAGAACAAAAUUAUUAAUGUCUCAGCUUAACUUUUUAUAUUUGCAAUAUUUCAUUGAAAAACAAAAUUCAUAUAUUUCUUAUUUUUGUUGUAUAAUUACAAUGUGAAAAUAUUUUCACAAUUUCAUUAUUACAUAUUUUACAAAUAGUGAGUGAUACAUACAUGAAAGUAUGCUAUGAUAUAUUAUAUUGCACUAUAAUUUCAUUACUUCAAAGUAUCUAUCAUAGAUACUAGAUCUCAACUGCAAUGUACAUCUUAAUAAAUACUCUGAUAUACAUUUAAGUAUACUUAUUGCGAUCAGGCAGAAUAUUACAUACUCUCGUAUUAUUAUAAAUAAGCAGAAUAUUAAUUGAAAAUGUCUGAAUACUUAUAUUAAUAGUAAAUGCAUUAAUAAAUAUAACAUAAAUAAUAAAAUUAUGUGCCACAUAAUACGUAUAUACGUAUAUCUAAAAAAAAAAUACAAUUAAUUUCAAGCGAUCUUGGUGCAAAUACAACUGUUGAAAGGCAAAUAAAUAAUUAAGCUAUUUUUUUCAAAUACAUGAAUUAAUGUACAACAUUAUAUCAAUACAUCUUCUAAGCUUUAUGAUACUCAAUAUAUGUAAGACAAUUGUCCAUCAAAUGUGAAUUAAGAGAUACAAUUUCAUUAUACUUUCAUAAUAUGUAAUAGUAAAUUAAUUUUGGCAAAAUCUGCAUGAUGGAUUAAGCAAUCUCUAAAAGUAAAUAAUAUCAAGAAUAAAAUUAUAUCAAGAUUUUUGUCUAUUUAAAAAGUAAUAUUUUAAGAAUUAAUUAUAAAACUCAAUAAUAUCUAUUUACAAUAAUUUUAUUCAUAAAAUCCUUUUUUGUUUUGUUUAUUGUUGUAAUAGAUUACAUUUUAUUUAUUCAUAUAUGUAGAAAUUAAUGAUGCAAAGUGUAAGCAAUGUCUUUAGUUUUAUUACACGCACAAGAAGACAGUAAAUAGAAAGUUGCAAUAUUAGUAUCAAUUUAAAUAAUUCGAAUAUUCAUUUAUUAUUAAUUAACAUAUAUUUUAUUUGCUAUAGUCUUAUAUAAUACAAGAUCUUGUCCUUUAAGUGGCCUUUAUAAUAAGAGGAAUAUAUUCAAAUUUAAGAGUUUAUAAUUUUUCUAAUUAUUAAGCUUCAUUAUAUAUACAAGUUUCAAAAACAUAUUUUCUUACAACUUAGCUAUUGUAAGCUUAUUGUAUGUGCUUGUUGUGUAAUGUUUCGUUUUCGUCUUCGUGUUAUACUUUCCGUUUGAAUCGUUUAAAGUAAUAAUAUACUGAAAAUAGAACGCAGAAUAUGAUAUAGCCAAUGUCAGUGUUAACUGAAUUAUUCCAUUUCAUUAUAUAAACAUUUCCAAAUACAAGCACAUUGCAAUAACUGCUUAUAGCAUGGCUUAAUGCUUUAAAUAGAAUUUGAACGUUAUACAAACUAGUUAUCUGAAAAUAUAUAAUAACAUCUAAAUAAAUAUCUUGCGAAAUAUAUGGCAACUAGUGAUAACAUAAAAUAUUAUAAAAUUAUAUUGUCUGAAUAAAUUUGGGCUUUUUUUUUUGUCUUUUUUGCAAAAGAAAAUCCCAAUGAACAACUCGGAAUAUGAAGAAUAGUGGAAAAUUAAAUGUAAACUUGGAAUCUCUUAAAAACCCGUGAUAUUCUAAUUUUUAAUUGACAAUACUCUUAUUCCAUCCACUAUUCAGAUUGAUUGAUUACUCAACGGUUUAGCGUUCGCUAAUAUACAUUUACAUUAUUAAAUACAAUUGUAAAUAUAAGCAUAGGUUGCAGAAUAAAAUAGUAUGAAACUAUACGAAAAUGAGCAUAAUUAUAUUACGAUAAUUUGCUUUCUGUAUAUGUAUGUAGAGGAACGCGCUCGCACAUUUAUGUGUAAUCGAUAAAUUUUAUUAACGAAGUAUAUCGAUUAAAAAAUGUUAUUAACAUACUUACGACAUUAUGCUAAAUGAUUAUUAAUUUUAAUUUCCCAAGAAUUAUAGUUUAAGGGUCGUUUUACUCAAAUUUCUUUUUGUCAAAUACUUUGAAUUGAUAAAUCAGUAAUAAAUUUAUGAUAUAUCGAAUAUACACAUAUAUAAAAUAUGUUCAUACUAAUGUAUUCUUCGUAAUCUUUCACGAUCUUUUCUCUCUUUCAUAAAUUAACAUACGUAUAUAAUAUAACAAACAAGUGCGUGUUUCUAUUUCUAAACAUAUAAUGACAACGUGCCAACCGUUUAAUGGUUGUACUAAUAGAGAAGAAAUAAAUUAUCCUCCGUAUAUAUCUCUUACUAUCAUGUCUUCUAUUCUUUUUUCAAUUAUCACAAUAGUUUUAGGUGGUUAUCGAAAUAUAUACAUUAUAUUUUCUUUAGGGGAAUUAUAUUACCCUACGCUUUCUUAAUUACACAUCCUAUAAUCAGAUUAUAAUUACAGAACCAAUUAGUUAAAUUAGCUUAAAUACAGAAAAUGUAUGUAUGUGUAUCGUAUGUAAAUGUGUUGUAAGCUUGUAUGAAAUAUGUUGAGAUACAUGUAGGCGUAUCUACAAAUGUUAUGUAAAUAUUAAACUUUUAUGAAAAAUCAUAUCUUGAAUAUUUCACAUAUUAUAUUUAUCUUAUUAACGUCAAAGGUAAAAAAAACACUAACUUGUUAAGUAUCAUUUUAAGUAUAUGAAACUUUCCUGUAAUUUAUCAGUAUUAAAAAGAAAAUGUUUCAACGAAACAAAUGAUCAUUUUGUGGAAUAUUUACAGAAGAAAUCUCAUAUAUCUGAUAUUAUAAUUAAAUUUGAUGAGUAGACAGAUGUUGAUAUAUUGGGAAUGAACAUAUGUGAUUAUAUCUAUAUUGAAGAGUAUCGUUGUCGUUAUACCUACACGUAUCUUAUGCCCUUAAUUUCGUUGUUUAACAGAGAUUAAGAUUAAAAUAGCUAACAAAUGAUAAAUGAUAAAAAAAAACCAGAAUUUUCUGAAUGCGAAAUUGAAUAUGAAUGAACGAACAGUUACGUAUGAUCUAUAUGCGACACUUCUGUGUUCCUUGUCGUUAGUGCCUCUCGAUAGAGGAACUCAUUGUAUAUUUUUUACGCGUUUUAUCGUGUACAUUUACCUUAAGUGCGAUAUCCUAAUAUAUAUUUUGUAAAAAAUCGAACUCAGUAUUUAUUUUGUGAAAUGUGCACAUCAAUAAUGAUGUAAAACUUGUAGCUAGGGUGUCAGUGUGUUAAGCGACUGUCACGAAAUUUUUACACAGACAACUGAAUCCCUUUUGCAGGGGUUUAAAAGCUGUCGAAAAUGAACAAAUUUCAAGUACAUAUUUAACAAAAUUUCGUAAAUAACUUUACUUGAAAUUUUCAUACUCAUGUCUCUUUGAAUAUAUUUAGUACUAAUAAUAUGAAAAAUAUUUUGUAUAUAAGGGCGUGCUUGCUUCGAAAUUUAAAGGUGAGAGAUAAGAAAAACUCGAUUCUAUUUAUUGCAAUGGUGUAACAACAGUUUUUAUAUCGUGUAAUGGACGACAGUGAAAUUAUAUAAAUGUACGUGUAUGUUAUACUCUAAAUGAUGCCAGCGACAUAUCUCAAUGGAUCAUUUUUGUUCGCAUACGAAUAAAUUACACUUUAAAAUAUUA
Molecule: messenger RNA, 6823 nt
Organism: Bombus terrestris (buff-tailed bumblebee)
Lineage: Eukaryota; Metazoa; Arthropoda; Insecta; Hymenoptera; Apidae
Product: TBC1 domain family member 14
Exons: 1
Coding region: 782-2638 (618 amino acids)
Source: RefSeq, a predicted model, not a curated record